UCCUGGCGCAUGCGCUCCGGAGCGCUCUCCACACGCUGGUUUUGCGUCUUCUGUACUGUACCUGAGGCGAGAGGUGUCUCGCGUUAGAGGGGCGACUUGGGACCUGGUCGCCGCCACCAUGGGUAAAACGGCUGAUUCUCUGGGUCAGGGAACCCGCCCCGACCCGGUGCGGAGCUUCAAUCGGUGGAAGAAAAAACACAGCCACAGGCAGAACCAAAAGAAGGAGCGGAGGAAGCAGCUGAAGAAGCCGGAAUGGCAGGUCGAGCGCGAGGGGAUCAGCCGCCUGAUGCAGAACUACGAGAAGAUAAAUGUAAAUGAAAUCACAAGAUUUUCAGAUUUCCCUUUGUCCAAAAAGACAUUAAAAGGUUUGCAAGAAGCUCAGUACCGCUUGGUAACAGAGAUACAGAAGCAGACCAUAGGGUUGGCUUUGCAAGGUAAAGAUGUGCUUGGAGCUGCCAAAACUGGAUCUGGCAAGACUUUGGCUUUUCUCAUUCCAGUGUUGGAAGCCUUAUACCGCCUGCAGUGGACUUCAGCAGAUGGCCUGGGGGUUCUGAUAAUUUCACCUACUCGAGAACUGGCCUAUCAGACAUUUGAGGUUCUACGCAAAGUAGGAAAGAAUCAUGACUUUUCAGCUGGUCUCAUCAUUGGUGGAAAGGAUUUGAAACAUGAAGCUGAGAGGAUCAACAGCAUAAAUAUACUCAUUUGCACACCAGGCCGACUUCUUCAACACAUGGAUGAAACAAUAUGUUUUCAUGCCACCAAUCUUCAGAUGUUAGUUCUUGAUGAGGCAGAUAGGAUCUUGGACAUGGGCUUUGCUGACACCAUGAAUGCUAUUAUUGAAAAUCUUCCCAAGAAACGCCAGACUUUACUUUUCUCAGCCACACAGACCAAGUCUGUAAAGGACCUUGCACGCUUAAGUUUGAAAGACCCUGAAUAUGUUUGGGUUCAUGAAAAAGCAAAAUACAGCACCCCUGCUACAUUGGAACAGAACUAUAUAGUUUGUGAGCUGCACCAAAAAAUCAGUGUGCUGUUUUCCUUUUUGAGAAGCCACCUAAAGAAGAAGAGUAUUGUGUUCUUUUCCAGCUGCAAAGAGGUUCAGUACCUGUACAGGGUGUUCUGCCGGCUGCGCCCAGGCAUCUCUAUCCUUGCUCUCCACGGCCGGCAACAGCAGAUGAGAAGAAUGGAGGUCUACAACGAGUUUGUCCGAAAGAGGGCGGCGGUGCUUUUUGCUACUGACAUUGCAGCCAGAGGAUUGGAUUUUCCAGCUGUGAAUUGGGUUCUUCAGUUUGAUUGUCCAGAGGAUGCUAACACGUAUAUUCACAGAGCUGGUAGAACUGCCAGAUACAAAGAGGAUGGCGAAGCUCUAUUAAUUUUACUACCCUCAGAAGAACAAGGGAUGGUGCAGCAGCUUCUCCAGAAGAAAGUGCCUGUGAAGGAGAUCAAAAUCAAUCCAGAAAAACUUAUUGAUGUGCAGAAAAAAUUAGAAUCAUUUUUAGCCCAAGAUCAAGAUUUAAAAGAAAGAGCUCAAAGGUGUUUUGUCGCCUACAUACGUUCAGUAUAUCUUAUGAAGGAUAAAGAAGUGUUUAAUGUGAGCAAGUUACCUAUUACUGAAUAUGCACUGUCUCUUGGUCUUGCUGUGGCACCACGGGUAAGAUUUCUUCAGAAAAUGGAGAAGCAGCCCACCAAAGGAUUGGUAAGGAAUCAAGUCACUGAAGCAAUUCAGCCCAGGGCUCCCUCUCUCACCAAUGAUGAAGUAGAAGAAUUUCGAGCUUAUUUCAGUGAGAAAAUGUCCAUCCUUCACAAAAGUGGAAAAGGACUAGAAGAGACAGAACACAGCUUGGCUAGUGGCGACAGUGAAGAUCAGGACGAAGACACAGCAGAUGAACAAAUGGAAGAGCAGCUGGGAAAAGCAAGAGAGCCUCAGCCUGAACCUGUUCUCAGUGUUGAGGAGGCACAGAAGGAGGUCAAGGAAGCUCCUGUGCAGUUCCUAGACAGAGAUGAUGAUGAGGAAGAUGGGCCCGAUGCUGAUUUCCUCACAGUGAAGCGGCGUGAUGUGUUUGGGUUGGAUCUUAAAGAGAAUGAAGCAUUGUCGAAAAAGGAACCUUCUAAAUCCAGUGUCAAGAAAAAAUUAACCAAAGUUGCAGAAGCAAAAAAAGUAAUGAAGAGAAAUUUUAAAGUGAAUAAGAAAAUAACAUUUACUGAUGAAGGGGAGUUGGUUCAGCAGUGGCCACAGAUUCAGAAGUCUGCAACAAAUGAUGUGGAGGAAGAAGACGACACUGGUGGCAUCAACUUAGACAGAGCAAAGGAACGGCUUCAGGAAGAGGACAAAUUCGACAAGGAAGAAUAUAGGAAGAAGAUUAAGGCAAAGCAUCGGGAAAGACGGCUCAAAGAAAGAGAAGCCAGAAGAGAAGCCAACAAAAGGCAAACAAAGGCUAGAGAUGAAGAGGAAGCCUUUCUGGACUGGAGUGAUGAAGAUGAAGGUGGGUUUGAUCCCAGCACACUUCCAGAUCCGGAUAAGUACAGAAGUUCUGAAGACUCUGAGAAUGAAGAUAUAAAACCUCAGAUGAGUGACACCAAGAAGAAGCAAGGAAUGAGGAAAAGGAGUAACCCUGAAGUGGACGAUAUACUACCAAGAAGUCAUCAUGGAAAGAAGGCCAAGUGGGAAACAUUAGAGCCUUUGGAUACAGGCCUGUCCUUAGCAGAGGAUGAAGAGCUGGUGUUACACCUGCUCAAAAGUCAAAACUAAAUAUUCUCUGUGGCUUCGUGGACUUUGAUGGACAUCAUUAUGUAGGCCAGAAGUUGAAAAGAGCUUUGGGGCACUUAGGUACUAUGUGUCCCAUUCUCAGAGGAGACAUGCUCUAACAGAAAUGAUCACAUCUCUGCGUUUCUUUCUCACAAACUGAUUUCGAAACAUCAAGAAACAUACUGAAAGUAAGGAUGUGUUGUACACUUGACCAGUAUGUGCUCUGUUAGAAUUUGGCAGUAGGCUCCUAUACCCACCACUGGAAAUGCUUAUUCUGUUUGUUUUCACAGUGCUGAGGGUUACACCAAGGCCUUGCACAUGCUAGACAAGUGCUCUACUACUGAGCUGUGUACCUAGUCCCUGUUUCUUGGUUUUACAGGCAGGUUCUGGAUCCCUUGUUCAUACCCGUCUUUCAUACAAUACAGAAAAUUUAAUGUUAUUGUUAAAUGGCUAAUAAUUUUAUGUAUAUUUCAUUAUCUCCAAAGAAACAGUAUAAUGGACCAGCCCUGACAAAGAAUGAGUAUUUUUUUUUGAGUGCACAAAAAAUAAACAUAUUUCCUAUAAUGUAAAGUACUAUUGUUUUCAUUAUGUCCAGUAAUAUGAAAGACACUCGAGGAUAGAUUCAUAAAAUUAAAACAUGUGGCAAACUCCUGAAGCAGGGUUUGUAUUGUUAAUUUAGCCUACUCAAAAGUAACACAUUGCACUUAUAUUUGGAGGUUACUGGCAGUUAUUUAUAAAUUUUCUAGCCCUCUGAAGACAUUCUUCAUGUGCUUUUUUAGCAGGUAUCAUGGGUCUGCACCUAGUUUCUGAUAGUAAGAAAAUGAGACAGAAUCUUUCUUACAAAUGCUGUCAGUUUUCAAAAAGAAAACAUGGAAACAUCUGGGCAUUGACGUAAAAUGAUUGAUUUUAAUAUAGGUUGCCACUCUCGGGAUUCUUUUCUUAACCGUCUUCCUAUCCCAUUCACACCAAGACUAGGACUGAUUUUUAGUAAUAGCUAUAAAUUCAGUCCUGACUCUUAAGGAAGAUCGAUUACACCACAGCUGAGUAUACACCACAGCUGGCUAUACACCACAGCUGGGUAUCUCAGCACUUCCAGCUGCUGUCUGUAUUUGUCUCCGAACAACUGGGUCAUCUGCCUUGUUAUUUCAGUGACCUCUUGACCAUCUUCCACAGUCAUGGUGACUGCCAGCUUUCCCUAGGCUGCUCCUGUUGAUUCCUCCUCCUUAGUGACUGGUCCUGCUUCUUCUCAGAGCUUCAGCCUUUCCUCAGAGUUUAGAGUCUCAUCUGUACUCUCCCAGACCCCUGAGAUUCUUAACUAGUCUUCUGCCAUGACAUUCUUCAACUACCUUCCCUAGGAGUUCUCUCUGUAGCCCAUAGAUCUGAGCAUGCUUCCCUUCUGUUUUCUUCUGUUACGGUGUCUGUUAUGUGAUAUAAUCAACCUUUUUCUAUGAACAUGUUAUCUGACAGUUUCCUUGAGAACAGGAUUAUAUUUUAUCAUCUAUUUUGUCCUUCAGGCCAAAAAUGGCACCUUCCCUAUAAUUCAUAAUUAGGGUUUUGAUUUAAUGACUACUCACAGUAAACCAAGAGAAAUGUAUUUACUUUUUAAUUUUUGAGAAUUUCAUACACACGCAUAUUUUAAUCAUAAUUUACUCACUGCUCUUCCUUCCAGCUCCUCCUGGGCACCACUCCCUAUUCAUAUCCCUCUUCCAACUUCAUCUCCUCCUAAGUCCAGUUAGUAUUUGACUGUGGGGCCAUCCACUGGGGUAUGGGCAACUUACAAGGGAACGCAUCUGUAAAGGAAACUGACUUCCUCGCCUAGCAUCUGUGAGCUGUAAGUAGUUGAGCUCUGACUGGGCACUCAUGUACCCCUUGCUUGGCCAUAAUGUAAUGUUGAGUGGCUCAGUCAUAUGCAGACAGUCACAGCUGCUAUGUAUUUAAGAGCGAAGCAGUCUUAUCCUAUCCAGAAGACUUAGUCUCUUAGAACCUUCCACCCUAAACCAAGAGAGCUUUUAAAGGUAUGGUGUGACACACUGUUCUGUCACCUCUGUAGGAAGGAGAGAGAGUUUAUGGACAUAAAAAUUAGUUGUAAUUACUUUAACAGAAAAGGAAAUCAGGGAUUAAAAACUUGAGAUUUUGAAAUUAGAGUUUCUGAAACAGUCUCUUGUCCUUGAAGACUUUCAAAGGUCAUCGAGUACAGGAGUACAUAAAAUGAAAGCUGACCAUUGAUUUUAUGCUGUGCCAUUUUAGUUGUUUUUCCUGAAGAGGAAUUAAGCCUAUUGGCUGCUUCUAUAUAAUUACUAGAUAGAUAUACCAUAAGGCAUUUGCUUCAUAAACCACCUUGGGUUGUGUUUUAUCUGUAGAGUCGAGUGGAUCCUUAUUAAGCAGAUCAGUGUGUUCUUUGCUAAUUUUGAAAACUGUCUGAGAGGUAGUAGUACACGGUAGCUGGGACUGCUCCUGCCAGACCUCCAUCCCCUGGACAGCGUGGACCAGAGACAGGCAUUUCUUCAGUCUAGGCCCAAGAUGCAGUCGCUUAGGUACCUCUACCCUUGCAGAACAAGAAACUCGCUGAGUCCUGGGUUAGCACACCACCAGAGAGAAACAUGUACUAAGUGAGACUAGCCAUUGGUUUAGUGUGCUAGUGAGUCCUACACUGCUGCACACUCUGUACCUGACCUGUGAGCGACGGUUUCCCUCUGCUGCUGCCGUUCAUUUAGUUGGGAGAAGGGACCAGUGCAUAAUUUUGGUGUGACAUAAAAGGAGCUGAUGGAGAAAGCACGGUGCUUGUUUGAGGGAGGGAGCUAUUGCAGGGCCUUAGGAAAGAAAAAGGACACAGUUUGUAUUUUCUAGGACCCAGAGACUAAUUCUUGCUGCUAAACCAAAGCUGAAAGGCCAUUCAUCAGACUCGCUCGUGUAAAAUAAUCCCUAAAAUUACAUAAGUCUCAGAAAGCAAAAGCCUUUGGAGAGCUGCCAUCUCAUAAGCUUACAUGGCAUUCUGGAUUUGUUUGGGGCCAUAAAAAAUGGAUAAGUUUAAUUAAACGUAAUUAAUUUUGUUAUACAACACUUGAAAUACCCUGAACACGAAGUAAUCUCUGAGCCUUGAUAUCAGAGGCUGCCAAAGGAUGCAGAUGUUCCUGUGAGGUGGUGAUGUAAGGAAAGGAGUCUGCAGCCAAGAUUUGAAAGCCUGCUUUGUAUCACUUAAGAUGAGACAUAAUCAUGAUGUGAUUGUGGUCAAGUGCCCCUGCUGAUCAGAGAGCCCAGGGCAGAUUCAUUCCACAUCACACAGUGCCGGCUGACUCAGCAGUUGACAGAGAAGCAGGGAGAGGGGAGGGACCCUUCGUUUAGCAUGUGAGAGACACUGGUGCUGAAAGCUAUGCCCAAACAGACAAAUUUGACAAAUGACAUUCUUGCUCUCAACUGAAAUUUAGAUACCAAGGAAGAAGUUUACAGGAUAGAACAGAUAGUGUAAUGAUGGACCAAAAAAAAGGGGUGGGGCUCAGGUUAUGAAUUAAACAAAUAGAUAAAUGAAGGAGGAUGCUGGCAGGAAGAUAAAGAAUACAUGCCUAAGAGAUCUAGAGGUUCUUGGGAGCCGAGGCAAUGUGGAGAAUAGUGAAUUAUAGUUAGGGAUGACUGGGCAAGGCCUACUGCAAUGAUUCAUCUUCAUUCAACUUGAUUGGAUUGAGAAGCUUCUGCUUAAGUUAUAGCAUACCUCUUUGUAUGUCUGUGAAGUUGUUUCCAAGGUCAAACAGAUUAUGAAUCACUUAAAUCCAUUGAUAAAAUUCAAAAUUUUAAUGCACUGUUGGGGAAUGGUAGAACUUCAGAAGAUGAAGUCUAUUCUGGCAAGUUCUGACCUCUUCUGUUACAGCAUGGCUGCUGUGCCAUGGCAUGAGUACCUCUGUGAUAGCCUCACAUUAUGAUGGGCUGAAACCUCGCAAACCAUGAGCAGUGUAAGUACUUCCUUGUUUCUGCUGGGCAUCUGCUCACAGUAACAACAAAACUAAUACACCUCCUGACUCACUCCUGUACUUGACCUUUUUUUAUCCCAAAUUGACUCUCUAGUAUUUGUGUUCAUGAAGUUUGAUAAGAAAAAGUUUCUCCAAUGUUCAGACAUUAACUAGAAGGCUCUAAGGAUAGAAGGGAAGGGAGACUGGGAAAAUGGCAAAAGACCAUUUUACAUUCUUGAAUGUAUGCUAAAACCUAAACCGACACCUUACUUACAUCACCAACCCAUCCAGAAACCACGUUGACCUCUCUGUGCUGGCUGACCUCCUCUGCAGUUUUCUCUUCACAUAGCCCUUCCCGUCCUUGCUAUAGCCAGUGAAGAUUCACUACAAACGAUGUAUAUCUUCCUCUAAUCUUUUAAUAGAAAAUGUUCUUUCCUCUUUUGGCCUAACAGAUACUUUUCCAAAUAGUACUUGCCCUUGCUGCUGGGAGCUCUGGAAACUUGUCUUAGAAGCAGUCCUUUGAGGGAUAGUAUCAGCAGUGCUUCAAUAAAACCAUUUUAUUUCAGGGACCCCUUAUUCUCAAGAGUAAUAAGCUAACGAUUGUUCAUGGGUCCUAUUAGAUUUCUGAGACAGAGACUUUCUCAUUUCUGCCUGAGAUGUGAGAUCCUAUAACCUGAACUAGUCUGAGUGAAUCUUUCGUGGCUUUUUUUCCCCUCUCAAAAAUCUUUAAUAAAAUGUAGAAGAAAAAAAAAAAAAAUGUGAUGCUUCUUGGGUUGCAGCUUACAAAAUAACCACCAGGGAAUUUUCAAAUUCUAGACUGGGAUCCAGCAGGUCUCGGGUGGGACCUGGAAUUAUGCAUUUCUACCAAGCUUCCAGAGGGUGCUGUUGGCCCAUGGCUAUUUUUGAGGCUGUAAUGGAAUUCAGAGUUAUUAAAUCAUUGUUCACAAACAGGUAUUCUAUCAAAGUCCCAGCAGGAAACAGAUGGUGCCCACAAAUUAGGAUAAUCCUAAGGAGGGCUGUGUUAAUAAAAACUUUAUUUACAUAUAAGAGAGCAGAGUAAGAGAAUCACAAAAGCUUGUCUACCUUAAGGCUACUAAUAGAGGUGUUACCCCACCUUGAGGACUUGAGGAAGCUAGUGACUAAAACCCAGUAGGAAAGAGUAGACACACAGCUGUGUUAUGACCUUCAAGUUGAAAUACACACGCAGCAGGUAGGUGAGUGGCUGAAAAGGACCAAGGGAGUAAAUGCUGACCUUGCUGUCUUUGCUAGACUAGUUGGUGGCCUUCACCGAUCCAGCCCUACUAAAAGUCUGAGAGCAGAUUGCCUCCCAGGAAGCAGGAUGGAGAAUGGUGUAUGGGGAUAAGCAGGAGAAAUGCUCACAGAUACAGGUCAUAAAUAGAUGGAAUUAUAACCAAAUGUAGUAGCUGCGCAUGUUGAUGAGUAUGAAGCCCAAACAAGUAUGGCCAAGAGUUAAGAGUUGAAAAGGCAAAGGGGAUAGGGAAGCACCAGAGUUAAUUCCAAAUGAAAGAAGCAUGUGGCUAAUAUUGCCGAGCUGUGCUCCCAUGCAAAAGCAUUUGAGGCAGGCACAUUUCAGAGCAUUUUCAGCUUUAUGUGUGCAUGACCCAGUGUGCUGGUUUAAGGUCAUAGGUCAAAGUGGCAGGGAGGAACAUUUUGAACAUGUUUAAUUCAUAUCUUCGAUAGUGGACAGGAAUACUUUGGGGCAUACUUAAACCCCACCAUUCCCACCCCCAAAAAAGAAAAGAUUUUAGCUGUAGCCACAGGAAGGACAGAGUUUCCCCUAGGAGUGUCUGCCUCACUUAGCUGCUAACAGAUGCUCCUUGAGGGAGGAGGAAAGUGCUUCUUGUGGACUCCCUCCCUCAUCACCUCUGUACCAGUCUCAGUAUGGGAUGCAGCAAGGGUGGACAGUAAACAAAGAUGCACAGGACACAUUUGUACAGCAAAGUGCAACGGCAACUGGAUGGACAGCAAGGGUGGGGGCAUGGAUGAGUCUGGUAGGUGUAAAGUCUGAAGGCUAAGUUUGCAGACGCAUUAGCAGUAGAAGAGUGUCCAACCAUGUGGGCCCCCUCACUGUCAAAUUCAGGGCCACCGUUCUUCAGUGAACCUUUGGUGUUGCUUCUUCUUCCUCCCCUCUCUUUGUAAACUCGCAAAGCUUCUCCCUCACCCUUGCUUUGGGUUUCACUAAGAAGGACACAGUCCAAAGAGAACUUGCCCAGCUGCCAAUCGAUGUCCAUCUGCUUCUGGCACCUGAGCUGUGUACGCUCUGGUCCCCCCUGCUUCUCGUAUGUCAGACUCCAUCUAUCUAGUCUGCUUAGGAUUACCACUGCUUCAGGUGUCUCCUUCAUUACUAAGUUUUCUUUUCUACUGGGUUAGGGGACAAAUAUGUCUCCUGGAAUAUGUCCCUUCUAAAAAAGAAAAGCUAAAACUAAAGGUUUGAUUCCCUCCCUGUUACCUUAAAUCACUUUCCCAAGUGUAUCCAACCUUUUGACAUUGCAACAUGAUUUCAUCUAGAAAGUUUGCAUUUGAAAAUCACAUAAUCAAAUUAUGAAAAAAAUAGUCACAGAAAAUCUCAUAAUGUUUUCAUUAAGUUUAUGGUUUUAAUCCGUUGACUUACAGGUAAAUGGUUCAAUUGUGGUAUGACACAUACAGUGAAUUAUUAUUCAACAAGAAAAAAAGAAUAUGCCAUUGACUUGAGUUCUCUGUGGACUGACCUCAGGAUAAUGAUGAUGAGUAACAGACAAUUCAUGGCUGUCCUAGGGCACAUGUUGCUCAUAGUUCAAGGCCUGCCAGCACCACAUGUUCGAGUGGGUUAGUAUCCCUUCACUUACCUUAAAAAACAACAACAAAAAAACUUCUAAUGCUUUUCUUAAGUGGCUAUUAUCAUUGUAUCUAUAGUGUGUGAAAGACCUACUUCUCCACCCAUUACUUGAUGUGGUAUGUCAUUUUAAUGGAUUCUUAGUGGUAUCACAUUAUGACUUUCAUUGUCCCAACAACUGAAAACAGAGCAGGUUUUCCAUGUGCUUUUGUGUCAUAUCUGUAUCUUUCUUUGGUGAAAUAUCUGUUUCAUAUUUUGCUAAUUAUUUUUAUUAGGAAUCUUUGAGAAUUUAGAAGCUGGAUAUUCCAGAUGCAAGUUCUUUAUUGCAUAUAUGAUUUUCAAAUCUUUUCGCUGAGUUUCUCUUUCUUAUGCAUUUAUCUCCUAGCUGUCUU
Molecule: messenger RNA, 9909 nt
Organism: Onychomys torridus (southern grasshopper mouse)
Lineage: Eukaryota; Metazoa; Chordata; Mammalia; Rodentia; Cricetidae
Gene: Ddx10
Product: DEAD-box helicase 10
Exons: 18
Coding region: 119-2746 (875 amino acids)
Biological process (GO): rRNA processing
Cellular component (GO): nucleus
Molecular function (GO): nucleic acid binding; RNA helicase activity; ATP binding
Source: RefSeq, a predicted model, not a curated record